UAUUAGAAUUGCUUGUUCUUUUCUUUUUGUGCAUCAUCAUGCAUCAUGCAUCAUAGCAUCCUUGUUUUACAAAAUAAAAUUAUUUUAUAAACCCUAAUCUAUUUUCUUUUCCCUCUCAUAUGGUUGAAUAAAACCUUCCCUUCUCCUUCUUUUAACAAAACCCUUUCCUUCUCCUUGGGCUCUCUCUCUUCCUGGCCCAGCUCUCUCUACCUCUCUCUCUCUCCCUGCAGCCCAGCAACCUUCUCCCCUCUGGCCCAUCUCUUCCUGGCCCGAGUUAGCCCAAUCCGGCGGCCUUGUUGCAGCCCAGCCCACCUGGCCGUACCCCUUCGGUGGAGACGCUCUUGUCUCUGUCGUCUUCCUCCUCCUCACGAAAAGGGCGUGAGGGCAGUGGUCCUCCACCGAGCCAACCACCGCACCAACCUCCCCCAUGUGAGCCUCCCCUCUCUCUCGCUUUAUCUCUGGCGCCAGCCAACCUCUCCCUCGUCCUCACUUCCUCUCCACGCCUCUCUCACCUCUUUUCUUUCUUCAUUUGCAAGCCAGAACCAACAGAGGAGAAACCCCAUCCCCGGCCCCGUGAGCUCCUCCAUGGCGCCGCCGCUCCACUGCGUCCCCCACCGUGCUGAGGGCACCAUCGGGUGCGCCUCGACGUUCUCCAUCUCCCAGUACCUCGAAUCGCCCCGGGGGCUUCCCAAUCGCCACCAAAUUCGCCAUUCCCUCGCUCCGGCCGCCGCAGUUCGUGGACGAUUCCGGCGCCGUUCGUCCGUCUCCGGCCACACCGAGGUCACCACCGAUUUCCUGGUCCUCUUCGACGGCGGUCUUCCGGCGACCUCCAUCAAGCGGCGCCGCCUCCACUUCGACCGCGCCGACGAGGCGAGCACGACGCCCAACUCCGCGCUUCCUGGUGGCGCCUGCAACGUCGGCGCGCGCGACGCCUCGCCGCGGUGACCACCUUCCUGGAGAACGCGCGCGGCAUCCCCCUUGCAAGCAAGGUUCGCCAGCGUGGCAGCCACGUCAGCAUCCGCCGGCCCCAUCUGUCAUCCACAUGGGCUAGCUGCCCCUCCGGUGAGAAAACCCUCCCAGAUCUAGAUCUCGUCAGUUUUGCAUGGAGGCCCCUGCUAGUUUUUAUUCCUCUACCCGGCGUCCCUGGCUAUGUCAGUUUAUCGAUAACCCCCUGGAUCUUUUGCUAAACAACCCGCAGUCCACCCCCUGGACAGUUUUUGUUUUCG
Molecule: messenger RNA, 1226 nt
Organism: Lolium perenne
Lineage: Eukaryota; Viridiplantae; Streptophyta; Magnoliopsida; Poales; Poaceae
Source: RefSeq, a predicted model, not a curated record